Messenger RNA from Amblyraja radiata (thorny skate), 674 nucleotides. RefSeq names its product protein LKAAEAR1. Bases 79 to 549 code for a protein of 156 amino acids. The transcript has 4 exons. Lineage: Eukaryota; Metazoa; Chordata; Chondrichthyes; Rajiformes; Rajidae. The record is from RefSeq and is a predicted model, not a curated record.
UUAUUUGUUUGGCUUCUGCUGGGCGAGGACGCGCUGCCUCUGGCCGAGGAAUGUAGAAGAAAUAGCUGAUCGAUUAACAUGUCGAAGAAGGAUGACAGAGUUGAAGACUUGGCUCCUAAAACUGAACCUAAACCCAUUGCAAGUGAAGGGAAAUCAGCUUCCAAACUGCAGAAAGCCAAUGAUGGAUCAAGAUCGCAAAUUCCCCCAAGGAGGAUAGGUUUCAUUUUGUCUCGACCUGAUGUGCCUCUUAAUUGUCAAGAGGAAUUGGAAAAGAAAAAACAGCUCAUUCUAGUUGGCCAGCUAAGAGCUGCCGAGUCACACAACAAGAUCCAGAACAUGAGACAGCGUUACCGAGCUAUGAGGGCUGAUGAAAUAAAUCUUUUGAUAUCAUCUCAGUCCACAGCCAGAAAGGCUAUUCGAUUGGAGGCUCUUCUUCCACCAUUUCAGGAAGAAAUUCACCUCAAAGAUACUCUGAAUAAACUGGAGAGAAAGAGAGUGGAAGAAAUCAUGAGCGAUGAGGCAGGGGUAACGAUAAAUCGUACCUUAUAAAAGCCGAUACGUCGUAACAUUUGUCCCACUUCAUCAAACAUCUGGGAACACCUUUUGUAACUUGCUUACUCUGAAUAAACCUCAAUAAUGGUGACUUAUCAUUUGUAAAUAAAGAUCAAAGCCUA